CUCUUCUGUUUAGUGUUUACUCGAAGUCUCGAAUGGCUUCUAAUAUUCUCAAACUUCAUAUACAAACCUUCAAAACUUCAAGUCCUUCAUCCCCAGUUCGACAAACCAAAACCCACUUGCCAUCUCUACCAUUUGCAUUAAAUCACCAUUACCAUUCCCAUAUCUCUUCUCUCCCAUCAACUCUCUCUUGCAAACUUCAAGUCCCUGCUCUUUCUCUGCAGUCCUCCUUAUCUCUCUCCACCCCACCAACCACCAAAGAAGAAGCCAUCCUUCAAGCCAAAACCUGCCUCUCAACUACCCUAGAAAAGCCUCUCAACAACCCCAAGCUUGCCGGCAAACUCAAGAAACUGAAACAACCCAGAUACCGUAUUGAAAUUCCAAUCAUUGAUGACUCACCAUUUUCCCUCUCUCAACUUGCUUUGGAUGUGUUUAAGGACCUUCCCGUUAGAAGAAAAGGUUCAUCAGUCAAAAUCUUAAUUCUUUGGCCUAAUGUUGCCUUAACAGAAGCUGCUGCAAAACUCUUUGAGUCACAUUCUUUAAAACAAGUUGAACAUGUUGACUUAUCUUCAAUUUCUAAUGAGAAUAUCAGAGUCUUGAGUUCUGCUGAUGUGGCAAUAUUUUUGGCGGCAGAGGAGUCACAACUGGCUGUUAUAAGGACAGUUUCUGACAGUUUUUAUCCAAAGCCAGUGGUGAUUUUCAAUCCCAGAUGGGCAUUUGAAGAGGAGGAUGAUUUUGGUGAUUUGACUGGUUUUGUGGGUUCUUUUGAUGUGAUAUAUUCAUUUAUGGGAUUGGAAGUUAAGGGUAUUUUGAGUAAAAGAAAAGGAGUUAUUUUUAAAUGUGUAAGAGAUGGGGUUUUGAGUGGUGAAAGGUGGAAUGUUCUUGUUGAAGAGGAAGGAGAAUUGAAGGUGGUUUCCAAGUUUAAAGUGCGCCCAUCGAUUGGUGAAGUUGAGACUGUUUUGUAUAAUUUGAUGGCUAUCAACUCCCCCAUCACAAAAUCUGCCAAGUUUUUGAAAGAUUUGGUGUCAAAUGUAACCGGGAAAAAGAGGUAAUCCAAAUUUCAUUGACCCAUUACAAGUUUUGAGUUGAAGCCGAAGUCUUGAUUCUGGAACUGUGAACAAAACAGAUGUGCAGUGCACUGGUUCUGUAUUUGAGCAAACUUGUAGUAAAGAUAUCUGAUUUGAGCUUGUAUUCUAGUCAAGCUCUUAAG
Molecule: messenger RNA, 1207 nt
Organism: Pistacia vera
Lineage: Eukaryota; Viridiplantae; Streptophyta; Magnoliopsida; Sapindales; Anacardiaceae
Exons: 2
Coding region: 33-1049 (338 amino acids)
Cellular component (GO): chloroplast
Source: RefSeq, a predicted model, not a curated record